Molecule: messenger RNA, 5447 nt
Organism: Sciurus carolinensis (gray squirrel)
Lineage: Eukaryota; Metazoa; Chordata; Mammalia; Rodentia; Sciuridae
Gene: Dcaf17
Product: DDB1 and CUL4 associated factor 17
Exons: 14
Coding region: 232-1791 (519 amino acids)
Biological process (GO): protein ubiquitination
Cellular component (GO): Cul4-RING E3 ubiquitin ligase complex
Source: RefSeq, a predicted model, not a curated record
CCAAGGGUGAAGAGCGUGUGAGGGGCAGGACCGGAAAGGGGUGUUUUUUUCUUCCUUUUGCGCUCUGGCGGUGCACGUUCUGCAUUCUCUCGUCCUGUUACUGGGUUUCCAGUACCCAGCUCCCGGGUCAGCUUUCCCUUGAGGUUUGGAGGUAGCGGUUGCUGCCCUACGUGGGAGCGAGGCGUAAGCCCCUCUUCGGCCCAGCCAACCCUGCGCCUGGCCCGCUCAUCCAUGGGCCCAACCCGGAAGCCCAACGUGUGCCGCCGGCUGAGUCGCCGGGCGCUUGGCUUCUUCGCGCGCGACGCAGGCGUGGUGCAGAGGACGAACCUGGGCAUCCUGCGGGAGCUAGUGUGCCAGGAAAGUACUAAAUUUAAGAAUGUUUGGACAACUCAUUCCAAGUCACCUAUAGCUUAUGAGAGAGGAAGAAUAUAUUUUGACAAUUAUCGGUGCUGUGUUAGCAGUGUUGCCUCAGAGCCAAAAAAACUUUAUGAAAUGCCAAAAUGUUCCAAAUCAGAAAAAAUAGAGGAUGCUUUGUUAUGGGAAUGCCCCGUGGGGGAAGUACUUCCUGAUCCAUCAGAUUAUAAAUCCUCACUCAUAGCAUUGACUGCUCAUAAUUGGCUGCUUCGUAUAUCAGCAACUACAGGAAGAAUCCUUGAGAAGAUCUAUCUUGCUUCUUAUUGCAAAUUCAGGUACUUGAGCUGGGACACUCCUCAAGAAGUCAUAGCAGUCAAAUCUGCUCAGAACAAAGGCUCAACAGUGGCCCGGCAGGCAGGCAUUCAGCAACCCAUUUUGUUGUACCUUGCAGUGUUCCAAGUUCUACCUUUUUCUCUUGUAGGGGUGCUAGAGAUCAACAAAAGGAUUUUCGGGAACGUUACAGAUGCUACUCUGUCUCAUGGAAUACUGAUUGUGAUGUACAGCUCAGGACUGGUCAGACUCUAUAGCUUCCAAGCCAUCACUGAACAGUUCAUGCAACAGAAACUUGACUUAGGGUGUGCAUGCAGAUGGGGUGGGACUACUGGAACUGUAGGAGAGGCUCCUUUUGGCAUUCCUUGUAAUAUUAAAAUCACAGACUCACCACCACUGCUCUUUGAGGUGUCAUCCCUGGAGAAUGCUUUUCAGAUUGGAGGCCAUCCUUGGCACUACAUCAUCACACCCAAUAAGAAGAAACAGAAAGGAGUUUUCCAUAUUUGUGCUCUAAAAGAUAAUUUGUUGGCAAAAAAUGGGAUCCAAGAAAUGGAGUGCUGUUCUUUGGAAUCUGACUGGAUUUAUUUUCAUCCUGAUGCUUCUGGUAGAAUAAUACAUGUUGGCCCAAAUCAAGUCAAAGUUUUAAAGCUAAAUGAAAUAGAAAAUAACAGUUCUCAGCAUCAGAUCUCUGAGGAUUUUGUCAUUUUGGCCAAGAGGGAGAACAAAAAUGAAAAUUUAGUCACCAUUACAGCUUCUGGACGGGUGGUCAGAAAAUGUUUUAACCUUCUGGAUGAUGACCCAGAACAAGAGACUUUCAAAAUUGUGGACUAUGAAGAUGAGUUGGAUUUGCUUUCUGUGGUAGCUGUUACGCAAAUUGAUGCGGAAGGAAAAGCGCACCUGGAUUUCCACUGUAAUGAAUAUGGAACUUUACUUAAAAGCAUUCCACUAGUGGAGUCAUGGGAUGUGACAUACAGCCAUGAAGUCUACUUCGACAGAGACUUGGUGCUACACAUAGAACAGAAACCAAACAGGGUCUUCAGCUGCUAUGUUUACCAGAUGGUAUGUGACCCUGGAGAAGAAGAAGAAAUCCUAAACAGAAGUUGUUAAAAGGAGUGAGAUAAUUGUAACUUAUGAAACUUUUACCCCAACAACCCAGCAGCUGACUCCAGUCCUCCUUUAUUAUCUGCAUGGCACAUUCUGCAGUAUUUUCCAAAAAAGGUUUUGAGUUGACUGUGUAUGAUGAAAGCUUUUGCCAUAGAAGGUACUGAGGACUUGAUUUUAUGUAAAGUUUUGUGUUUUUUUUAAGAAUGUUGUCCCAAGAAGUCUAGCUUUUUUGGACUUUUAGCUAGGUGCUGAUGGAAAUAUAAAAUGCUGAAAGCAGAAAAGGACAGGUUAAUUCCAGUUGGUAUGGAGAGUGUCAUUGAUAUGGAGCUGUUUAAUACAGUUCUUAAAGGAUGGUAUGGAAUUGUGAUUGGUAAGGAUAGGAAAGAGACAAAAUAGAUACGUAUCAUAGAUACAGAAAAAAUUCUAUUUGUACCAAAUUUUGCUUGAGGAUAAGAAAUGGGAUGUAUAAUAUGAAAACAUACUUUUGAGCCAAAAUUGUGGCAUCAGAGAUUUUAAAACUCAUAUAUAUGUAUAUAGGAUUUUGUAUUUGUAUACAGUAUCAAGGAUUGAUUCCCAAAUUACUUUUCUUCCAUGGUUUUAUUCUCUUGGCUUGAUGUCCCAUUGAGUGUUUAUGCUUGUAUUGUAGACUAAUAUAAAAGAUUCCAAGGAAACCUUAAUGAAAUUUUAUCUGAUAUGUAGUCUUUUUAACUCAACACAUCUAAGGAUGCUCUCAGUUCACCAUUCUAUUUAUUUAGUAAAUCUAACCAUUUUGUUGAGGCAAUAUUUUCAUACCUAUGCAAGAAUAUAAAAGUACCCCAGCUUGCACCAAUUGAGUUCCCUGGAGAAGAGUUGAUAAAAGUUCCAGGGAAAAUUUUUCCUAAUGUGGGAAUUACCUGAUGAGCCAAAGAAAGUUUGGCUGUCUUAAUACUUAAACUCCAAUAAUCAUUCCUCAUACUAUUAAAUAAAGGCUUAACUAAGCCUUUAUAUAGGAGGAAAUGUUUCUUUAUGCUUCCUGAGAAAUGCAGUUGCCUGCAGCCCACAUAUUCAACACUUUUCUUUGAUUCAGCCUCAAAAGAAUAGUGGGGGGAAAAAAAAGAAGAAGAAGAAAACAUUUGUAAAAAAUCAUUGCUGAUUCAAGCUUAAGAUUAAAAUAUGAAAUUUUAGCUUGGAUGAUUUACAUUAAAAUCCUUCAGUUUGGUCUCAUUCCCAUAUUAAGAAUGAUGUGAAUUCUAUUCCAUUUCUGCCCUUCAAAGUUUGCAAAUAGAUUUCAGACUUACAAGCAAUAGGACUAACAAAGUGUUGGCUGUUCCAAAAGUUAAGAAAUUGGUAGUAGGGUCUGUAACUUUAAAAGAAAUAAAGGAAAUAAACCUAAAACUGUCCAUGUAAUUAAAAAAAAGAAAGAAAGAAAGAAAGUUAGGUUGAGUAGCCCCUAUCUGAUGCUUAAGUGUUUUAGAAUUCCAGUUUUUUCCAAUUUGAGAAUAUUUGCAUGUACAUAAUGAGGUCUUGGCAAUGGGACCCAAGUCUAAAUAUGAAAUACUUUUAUGUUUCAUAUACACCUUAUACACACACCCUGACAGUAAUUUUAUACAGUAUUUCUAGUGUGCCUACAUUUUGUGUCCUAAAACAUGAGAUCAGGUGUUGAAUUUUCAAUUUGUGGCAUCAUGUCAGUGACCAAAAAGUUUCAGAUUUUGGACUUUGAAUUUUCAGAUUAGGGAUGCUUAACCUCUACUGACAUGUUAGAAUAAGCUGAAAUAUUUAUACGUGGGCUAAAAAUAAAUUUUUCUGAAUCUGAUCCUAUGUAUAAUAACCAUUUGGGAAAGUAGAAAUGAUUACCUCACAAGCAAGAUGAUAAAAUUAUCUUCGUGUGUUAAAUUAUAAUACUUAUUAUCUACUAAUUGAAAAAUCUAUUCUCUUUUUGUGCAUACUUAAUAAAUACUGUUUAAUAUCUCUUAAGCUUUCAGAGAUUUUAUAGAUAUUAUGAUGAUUACAAAGCAGUUAAAUAGUUACAGUGUGCUAGAUCUUGCCCCAAAUUUUCAGACACUAGCCACAUCUAAGCAAUCCUGCAUAAUAAAUUUACAUCUUGAAAAACAAGUCUGGUAAGAGGAGCACAAUACCAGAGAAAAGAAAGAAAGCAUUGCUGUGUGCACUGCAGAGCAGGUGCAGUGCUGUAUAACAGCAGUGUUUGCUCUCCAUUUCUAGAGAAUUUCAAAACAGGGUGUCUUUAGACUUCAGUUCUGGCAGAGAUUUUUUUUUUAAGGUAGCUUUUGAGUUUCUCUUCUUUUAAUUCAUCACCAACUUUUGGUGAAAUGAUAGAAAGGGAUUUAUCUACCCAAAAAGGCAUCUGCGAUGCUUGACAUUUUUAGUGGGGUCAGAAGUAGGAUAGAAACAGACCACUAAAAAAUUUCUAAUAUAUCAUCACUGUUGAAAUCUGACUAGACCAGGGUCCAGAUGCCAUACAGACCAGGCAGGAAAUACACCUAGUGUGAAAGACAGUAGGGAGUUGUGGGCAGUAUAACAAACAAGAGAGCUAAGUCCCAACUAAAAGGGUAAGCUGCAACUACUUAGUUUCAGCCAGUUGUAACAAUAUGUAAGAAUGUAAACUGUAUGAUUGAUAAAGAGUGCCAAAUGUCUGGGGAUAUAGUGCAACAGUAGAGUAUACACAGCAGGUGCAAGGGUGCUGGGUUCAAUCCUCAGAACUGCAAAAGAAAAGAUACUGAAAACAACAAAGAAUGUGGUAAAAUAACAUAGUACAAAUAACAAGAGACAGUACUAUAUGCUUUCCCAAAGGUAUGGGCUUCCCAUCACUCCAGUAUCGUGCACCUUCUCAUUCAGAUAGAUUCAACCUAUCAGGAGAUUUUGCUAUUCACUUGUGGGUGGUAGGGGAUCAUACUUAAUAUCCUCCUGUCCCACCUUGACUCCCCCUUCCACCUGUUUUAGUAACUCUGGCUAUGUGCCCAUCUACUUAACAGGUGCUAGUAACAGGAACAAAACAUUAUGGGUAAAAUUUCUGAGUGUUUAAUAACAAGACCCAGUGAAGUAGGUUGCUUUUCAGCAAGUACAGACAUUAAACUAAAAAGAGUACGUUUCUGCAUUUCACUCCUUGAUCUGAGUUUCUGUAUUUUCACACUGUCAAUGCAGCAAGCUUAUUUUUCUUUGACUUUCUACAUUAUUUCUUUCAACUCUGGGAGAAAACAAAACAAAUCCUAUUCAGUUACUCUUUGAACUGACAAAUGAAUAGAGGAUGUUAUUCUAUUUAAACAAAUUAAGGCACUCAACAGUAUUCUACAAAUUGAAUGUUUUGUAUCUUAUAUGCACACUUACUUUUUUAUAACAAACUUAAUUUUAUUACUUCCUAUCUACCAUUUGUUAAAACACACAUGUACAAUGGUUGUAUUGUUUGAUAUUCAAAAUAGUCAUAUGUUAUAAAUUAUCAUCUUUCCCUUUUAUACAUAUAAGGGAAAAAAGAAGCUUAUAUAAGGUAAUUUGCUCAAGUUCCUAAACUAAUAAAUGCAGAGAUGGGAAACACAUCUUGUUUGAUAAACUUAUGCCAAUUUUCUCCAAAGCUCUCAAAAAGUAAUGGGUGUUAUUUUAGCCUAUAUGUGGUGUAACAUACUGAUAAUCAUAAUGGGUACAAAGGAAAGUGUUUAGUGGGUUUUUUU